GAGUUGCAUGUCGCAUGACCCACGACACUGUCGCUUCAUUAAAUAUCGUUAAAUGCAUAUUCUAACAUGUUCGACACACCCUGUUACAAUUGUGCUAUUCUUAAGAUGUCACAACGAGCAACACUGCUAUUGUUUAUUGCAAAAGUAAAAAAUUGGUGAUUAAUACAAAGAACCCGAAGAAACUUUUUACAAAAAGAAAAAGACUUUCCUUUUUUGAUAUAAAUUCUAAAUAUACACAAUAAAAUGGCUGCUUUAAAAGGUAACGCGCAGAACUCAAAAAUUCUAAUGUUUCAUAAAGAGCUGAAAAUUUUCUUUUUCUUCUAAACGAAUGUCAACCUAACCACUUCAAUAAAAUCAAUGCUCAAUGCAAAUGACGAAAAUCUAAAAAUCACUACAGCUUUAAUAAUAUGUGCAUUUAUGACAUGUAUCGGCAUGACUUUCCUUAUUUUGGCUUGCGCCGUACCCCAACCAAAGAUAUUCUAUCCAUUCUUUGUGCUGCUGUUUUAUGUUUUAUCCGUAAUACCGAUCGUUCUGGCCAAACGACUGAAUCCAGGCAGUGAAACAAAUCCCAAGACAGAGUUUGCUUUAUUCAUUACAAGUGGCAUGGUCUUAAGCGCUUUUGCAUUGCCCAUUGUCUUGGCUCACACUGCGGUGAUCUCUUGGCUGGCUUGUAUUUUAACCUUGGUUAGUAACGUCAUUAACUAUUUGACCAUCUUCGGCUAUGUGAUGAGAGAAAAUGAAUUUGAUGCUCCAUAUGGCGGUAUGUUCUAAGUAUGGUAGAGAAAAAAAUGGACAUUUAAUUCUUCCGUGAUGCUGCUGUUGUCGAACCAUAUCUUAGCAGUAGGCGGUAGGCGAUAUGGUUGACAUUGAUUAACACCAAGGAUUAAUAGUAACAUAGAACGAUGGAAGAACGAACGAUCCAGAGUAUUACUCAUAUAAUUGGUACAUUAACAUUAAUAAGACACACAUGCUGUUUUUUACAUAUUAUAUAUAUACAAUUAAAAUAGGCAACAAACAAACGAA
Molecule: messenger RNA, 1023 nt
Organism: Stomoxys calcitrans (stable fly)
Lineage: Eukaryota; Metazoa; Arthropoda; Insecta; Diptera; Muscidae
Product: leptin receptor gene-related protein
Exons: 3
Coding region: 358-771 (137 amino acids)
Biological process (GO): late endosome to vacuole transport via multivesicular body sorting pathway
Cellular component (GO): endosome
Source: RefSeq, a predicted model, not a curated record